CCUAUUCCUUGUUGAAGGGUGAAAAGAACGCGAUGUUAAAUCAGGCGGUGGUCGAAGCACUUUAUUCGGCGACCUACAUCGAAAACUAUUUGGAUUGCGUGGAAAAUUUACCAAACGACCUGCAGAGGCACGUCUCCCGACUUCGUGAGCUGGAUGCCACUUGUCAAACAUAUCUACACGAAGUGGAUCAGCAACAAGAGUUGUUUCGAAAUGACACAGAUCCUAUAAAUAAAAGAAGAGCAUUGAUGAAAAUACAGCAAGCUCUAAUCGCAGCACAGGAAAUAGGAGACGAGAAAUUACAGAUUGUUCAGCAAGUGCAAGAUCUCAUAGAAAAUAAAUCUAAGCAAUUAGAAGUGGAUUAUCGAAAUUCAGACUUUGGAAAAGAACAAGAAAGCUCAGAAUCAGUCCGUGAAUCAAAUAUAAACAACAAUUCGAAUAAUGCAAGCCAUGCAAACAACUCGGAACGUCAGCCAAAACGUGCCAGAAGAACACGAACAGAAACCUUGAUAGAAUCGGCUCAUUCCAUGGAUAUGAUGGUUGGAAUGACGGAAACAAGAUCUUCGACAUUAUCCAAUACAACCAAUGGAAAUCAGAAAAAGACAGCAGCGACAGCUACUGGUAAAAAGAAGAAGCGAAAAUCUCGACAAGGCAAUCAACAAAACCAGCAUCGUGAGGAUACACCGCCGCCACCAGAGGAUGAUCUUGCUAUAGACCCUGAUGAGCCGACUUAUUGUUUGUGCGAUCAAAUAUCAUAUGGCGAAAUGAUCCUUUGCGACAAUGACCUAUGUCCCAUAGAAUGGUUUCAUUUCUCCUGUGUUUCUUUAACGACGAAACCUAAGGGUAAAUGGUUUUGUCCCAAAUGUCGCGGUGAUAGACCUAACGUCAUGAAACCCAAAGCGCAAUUCCUUAAAGAACUAGAAAGAUACAAUAAAGAAAAAGAGGAGAAGUCAUAACAAGAAUAUUGAAAUGAGCUCCAAUCCAGAGUUUUGUAGGAUAGUUUUAAUUUCGACUGUAGAUUAGAAUUUAAAUU
Molecule: messenger RNA, 1030 nt
Organism: Cyphomyrmex costatus
Lineage: Eukaryota; Metazoa; Arthropoda; Insecta; Hymenoptera; Formicidae
Product: inhibitor of growth protein 1
Exons: 3
Coding region: 33-953 (306 amino acids)
Biological process (GO): positive regulation of DNA-templated transcription
Cellular component (GO): nucleus
Source: RefSeq, a predicted model, not a curated record